This is a messenger RNA of Schistocerca serialis cubense, 405 nucleotides long. RefSeq lists its product as uncharacterized. The coding region runs from base 1 to 405 and encodes 134 amino acids. The record is from RefSeq and is a predicted model, not a curated record. The transcript has 3 exons. NCBI's taxonomy places the organism in Eukaryota, Metazoa, Arthropoda, Insecta, Orthoptera, Acrididae.
AUGAAAUACUGCUUUGCUGCAUAUCCCUAUGCUGGGAAGCACGUUAAUGAAAAGAACCAUAACAGUGGCACUGAAAUAGUUAGAAGAUUAAUUGAAAUGUCUAACUUGAAUCAAUCUGGAAGGAAUGUUACCAUGGACAGAAAUGAUGAUGACACUUUAGCCAGAUAUGUGCCUAAGAAAGGAAAGGUUGUUACAGUCUUGUCAACCCAACAUCAUGAUAUGACUGUGAUGGAAGAGAAGCCAGACAUCAUCCUAUUCUACAAUUGUACAAAGUCAGGAGUGGAUACAUUCGAUAAGCGUCAUACAAUUCAUGUGUGUAUUUCAAGAUACACACAAGGAAUGGACAAGGAAUUACCCAACAAAGAGUUCUGGAUGAAAGAAGUACCUGAAACAUCUUGCUCGUGA